Messenger RNA from Periophthalmus magnuspinnatus, 1881 nucleotides. RefSeq names its product zinc finger protein ZFP2-like. The record is from RefSeq and is a predicted model, not a curated record. The coding region runs from base 1 to 1635 and encodes 544 amino acids. The transcript is spliced from 5 exons. NCBI's taxonomy places the organism in Eukaryota, Metazoa, Chordata, Actinopteri, Gobiiformes, Gobiidae. Gene Ontology annotation, cellular component: nucleus.
AUGUCUAAAGUCCAAAGGCUGAGAGCUUUGGUGGAGGAGCGGCUGACUGCGGCUGCUGAAGACAUAUAUGUGCUGUUUGAAAGAAUCAUAGCCGAGUAUGAGGAGGAACUGUGUCGCUCCAAACAGGAGAACGAGAGGAACCAACGGCUCUUGGAAUCGACUCUGAACCCGAGAGUCGUGCUGAUCAGAACCGGUGUCCACAUGUCCUCUCUGAGUCCUGGUCUCACUCUGAAACAGGAAAUCCCAGAGACUCCACAGAUUAAAGAGGAGCCAGAAGAACAGCACAACAAACAGGAAGAAGAGGAGCUGCAAGUGUCUGUCCCUGAGUCCAAUGAUGGCUGUGUGAAGACAGAAGAGUCCUCACUGCUUCAACAAAAAGAAAAUGUCCACAGAGAGGACACACAGGGAGAGGACAUCAGCUCAGAGACACAUGUACGCAGAGAGGACACACAGGGAGAGGACAUCAGCUCAGAGACAGAUGUCCGCAGAGAGGACUCACAGGGAGAGGACAUCAGCUCAGAGACACAUGUCCACCCCGAGACUGAGGGAGACACGGAGCACUCUUCUGACACUGACAAUGAUGAAGACUGGAGUGCUCCAACCUUCUCUUCAGCUGCACAGAUGGAGACAGAGGCAGAUGGAGACCACUACAUUCAAGUCCAGAUCAGAGCCAAAAGCACCACUGCACCAAACUCAAGUCUCUCCCCCAAACCCAAGUCUGCACCAGAGACCAAAGCCACUGUGGACAAUGGAGACAUCUCAGGAACAGCGGAAGGAACCGCAGGGAAGAAACACCAGUGCUUAGUUUGUAAGAAGAGAUUUGGCCUAAAUAGCGAUUUAAAAAGACAUUUUAGACUUCACAUAGGAGACAAGCCUUACAGCUGUUCUCUCUGUGAGAAAGCAUUUACUCAUAAGUGUUAUCUCACAAAACACAUAAAAAUACACACAGGCGACAAACCAUACAGCUGUUCUGUCUGUGAGUACACGUUUAUUAAAAAGAGUAAUCUCACAAGACACAUGAGAACACACACAGGCGACAAACCUUACAGCUGCUCUCUCUGUGAGAAAGCAUUUACUCAUAAGUGUUAUCUCACAAGCCACAUGAGAAUGCACACAGGCGACAAACCUUACAGCUGUUGUGUCUGUGAGAAAGCAUUUUUUGAAAAGAGUACUCUCACAAAACACAUGAGAACACACACAGGAGACAAACCUCACAGCUGUUGUGUCUGUGAGAAAGCAUUUUUUGAAAAGAGUACUCUCACAAUACACAUGAAAACACACACAGGAGACAAACCUUACAGCUGUUCUCUCUGUGAGAAAGCAUUUACUCAUAAGUGUUAUCUCACGAGCCACAUGAGAAUACACACAGGAGAGAAACCUUACAGCUGUUCUCUCUGUGAGAAAGCAUUCACUCAUAAGUGUUAUCUCACAAAACACAUGAGAGCACACACAGGAGACAAACCUUACAGCUGUUGUGUCUGUGAGAAAGCAUUUAUUGAAAAGGGUACUCUCAAAAAACACAUGAGAACACACACAGGAGAGAAACCUUACAGCUGUUGUGUCUGUGAGAAAGCAUUUAUUGAAAAGAGUACUCUCAAAAAACACAUGAGAAUACACACAGGAGACAAACCUUAAAGAUGUUCUCUCUGUGAGAAAGCAUUUACUCUAAAGCGUUAUCUCACAAAACACAUGAGAACACACACAGGCGACAAACCUUACUGCUGUUGUGUCUGUGAGAAAGCAUUUAUUGAAAAGAGUACUCUCACAAAACACAUGAGAACACACACAGGAGACAAACCUUACAGCUGUUGUGUCUGUGAGAAAGCAUUUAUUGAAAAGAGUACUCUCAAAAAACACAUGAGAACACACACAUGAGACAAA